AUGCCUCUUAUCAACGGUCCAAUACCCAGCUUCUACUAUGUUCCUCUCAGAAGCCUUACCCUUAAUGGCCAGAGCAUCCCCGUGAAUAGCAGGCAUGUUAUGCUCGACACGGGCGCGGCACUCACGAUGCUCGAUUCGGACCUGGUGCAAUCAUUGGAGGCUGGGGUGAAGAAUAUCAUGAAGCUCCCGACGGUCCAACGUCCCGAGUUAAGUCUAUGCUUCGAUAUCAGAAGCAAUCGCAAUGUACGUUACCCGAUUAUCACGUUCGAAUUCGAUGGGGUAUCUCUGACGUUGGACGUCGGCCACGUGUUCAUGUUUUUGGACGCGAAUACUGCGUGCCUGGCUAUCAUCUCAAGCGGCGAUGCCGACCAACCUGGGGUCAUUGGCAACCGUGCUCAGGUCAACUUUCACGUCGGCUAUGAUCUUGACAACCGGAAGAUCUCCAUUGCUGGCGUUAAUUGCGCCUACUUUUGA
Molecule: messenger RNA, 474 nt
Organism: Elaeis guineensis (African oil palm)
Lineage: Eukaryota; Viridiplantae; Streptophyta; Magnoliopsida; Arecales; Arecaceae
Product: aspartic proteinase CDR1-like
Biological process (GO): proteolysis
Cellular component (GO): extracellular region
Molecular function (GO): aspartic-type endopeptidase activity
Source: RefSeq, a predicted model, not a curated record